Messenger RNA from Achroia grisella, 1031 nucleotides. Its product is annotated as lipase member H-A-like. The record is from RefSeq and is a predicted model, not a curated record. Lineage: Eukaryota; Metazoa; Arthropoda; Insecta; Lepidoptera; Pyralidae. Gene Ontology annotation, molecular function: lipase activity. The transcript has 8 exons. The coding region runs from base 1 to 1011 and encodes 336 amino acids.
AUGGCGGCGAUCGGUCUUCUUGUACUUUUGGCGGUAGCAGCAGUUUCAGCUUUACCAGCUGACCCAAUCAUCCGGAAAUAUGAGGAGACCCGGUACAACUAUGUGCGUGGACCGGACGGCACCCCUCACCUGGUAGACUUCUGGAUGAAGACGAGUGAUCUGAGAGACACUGCCAAAUACAACCCUGACAGACAAAACGUGUACCAUCUUUUCACCAGAGAAAACCCCACAGUCAGCCAACCGCUUGUCAUUGGCAACCCCAAUCUACUCCAGGGUAGCAACUACAACGCUGCACGCCGCACCGUCAUCCUCAUCCACGGAUAUGGUGGAUCACCUCUCUCUAACUUCAACCUCGCUCUCAUACCUAGUUACCUGGCAGCUGCUGAUGUGAACGUUGUCGUUGUGGACUGGAGCCGUGGCGCAGAAGCUUCCAGCACUGUUUGGAGCGCAAUCUUCAACUUAUUGUCCUCCGGCAAUGUGAGGGACUUCAUUGCAUUCAUCUAUGAUAACACCGACCAGCCUUUGUCUACCAUUAACUUGGUUGGUGACGGUCUUGGUGCUCUGCAAGCAGGCAUCAUCGGCAGAAGAUUGAGGAGACAGAUUGGAUAUAUUACCGGUCUGGACCCCACAUACUGGAGCGCUGUACAAGAACUGUUGCCGCAACUGAGACGCAACGAUGCCCAGUACACCGAAGUCAUCCAUACCAACGUUGGAAAUCUGGGAUACAUCAAACCCAUGGGCCAAGUCGACAUCUACCCUAAUGGAGGAAUUAACAUGCCUGGAUGUGGUCGAGAUGACCUCUGUGAUCAUGAGAGAGCAUACUUUUACUUGGCUGAAGCUUUGACCAGCGGUGGAUUCACCAGCCGCCAGUGCGCCAAUUAUGAAGAGGCUUUAUUGGAGGAAUGCACCGGCUCCGCCACCGUGAACUUGGGUGGAGUUGAACCUAAGACAGGAGUCACCGGUAUCUACUCUGUGCAAACAAACGCCAGUCCACCAUUCUCUCAGGGUUGAAUAAUAGAUAAUUAAAUUUU